This is a messenger RNA of Photinus pyralis (common eastern firefly), 1221 nucleotides long. RefSeq names its product sodium-coupled monocarboxylate transporter 1-like. Lineage: Eukaryota; Metazoa; Arthropoda; Insecta; Coleoptera; Lampyridae. The coding region runs from base 1 to 1221 and encodes 406 amino acids. Gene Ontology annotation, biological process: sodium ion transport; transmembrane transport. The record is from RefSeq and is a predicted model, not a curated record. Gene Ontology annotation, molecular function: symporter activity. Gene Ontology annotation, cellular component: membrane. The transcript has 6 exons.
AUGUAUUUUGGUUUUUGCAAGAAAUCUCAUUCUACUGAAGACUAUCUCUUGGGCGACCGUAAGAUGAAGGUAGUACCCGUCGCGGUCUCAGUAGUAGUCAGUUAUAUCUCAGGGGUUACGUUGCUAGGGCAUAGUGCGGAUGUUUAUUUGUACGGGACAAAUAUAGUUUGGACUGUACUCUCAUGCUUGGUGGCUACCGUUAUUGGUGCCUAUCUUUUCCUGCCAGUGAUAUGCAAGCUAAAGACUCCAAACGCAUUUGAGUACUUAGAGUUGCGAUUCGAUAGAAGAGUUAAGAUGGUAGCAUCCUGGGUGUAUACGGUGAACCUUUUGCUGCAAAAUGCAGUUGUGGCAUACGUUUCAGCAAUUACUUAUUCGCAAGUAACCGGUGUGAAUCCACAGAUUGUUGCUUUCAUUUUGUGCGUAAUAUGUCUAUUUUACACAACCAUUGGGGGAUUUAAAGCUGUAGUAUGGACGGACGUAUUUCAAUUUGUUGGAAUAUUUGUAAGUGUUGUUAUGGUGACUGUGCUGGGAUUAAUCUCGAUAGAAAUUCGUGAUAGUACUCUAUCCUCAACGUUCAAUACAUUGGGGGCUGUGACAUAUGAAGACGUGUUCUCCCCGUUUCUCGCCGAAGAUUUCGUACGUGGCAAAGAAACCUGGAUUUUAAGACUGAUUGUUGUUAUAUUGGGAGCUAUUAUCACAUUUUUGACAUUGUUUGUAGAACAAAUGGGUGGUCUGCUACCGUUUGUGGGUAUUACAUUGGGUACAGUGUUCGGAAUACUUGGUGGAAUAUUUUCUCUCGGGCUACUAUUUCCUAUGGCCAAUUCGUUGGGCGCUUUACUAGGAGCUAUUACGAGUACCUUUACUAUUGGCACAAUUGCAGUACUGAAUCACUGGUACACUUUACAAGGGGCAAAUGAAAAGUUCAUUAAACCAACUUCAGUGGAAGGUUGCCUGGUUCCCACCAAUAUCACACUUGUCAGAAAACAUUUUGAGUAUGAACCGUUUAUACUCUUUCGGAUCUCUUUCUGGUACAACUCCGUGAUGGGCUUCUUUAUGGUGAUCAUUGUUGGGCUAUUUGUAAGCUGUGUUACGAAGAAAAGUACCGUCGAUCCAUGCCUUUUAAGUCCUAUAAUCCGAAAGCAUUGCGACGGCAUGACGUGUACACAGAAAUACGUUGCUGGUGUGCAGCAACAGAGGGAUGAAAAUAUUUACAACUUCUAG